Messenger RNA from Siniperca chuatsi (mandarin fish), 768 nucleotides. It is a transcript of the gene dnlz, whose product is annotated as DNL-type zinc finger. The record is from RefSeq and is a predicted model, not a curated record. Gene Ontology annotation, biological process: protein stabilization; protein folding; protein import into mitochondrial matrix. The transcript is spliced from 3 exons. Gene Ontology annotation, molecular function: zinc ion binding; protein-folding chaperone binding. The coding region runs from base 97 to 699 and encodes 200 amino acids. Gene Ontology annotation, cellular component: mitochondrion. NCBI's taxonomy places the organism in Eukaryota, Metazoa, Chordata, Actinopteri, Centrarchiformes, Sinipercidae.
UUGAAAAUGCCGAUGUGAUGUCAUCAGACCGCGACAAACCAAACGUUGAUGAAAUCACUUGUAACGUUUAUGUCCUUAAAUACUUAAUCACUUGUCAUGUUGGUUUUACAUACAUGUUUUGCUAUUUUACGUUCACCAGAUUCUUCAAGGACGAUGCUGACUGUCAGCCGGUUGUUCCGGUGUUAUCACAGUGGUGGACUCCGUGCUGUGUUUUACUGUCGUCCUCAAGGACCAGCGACGACCACAGCCGGGACGGGGCAUCUCACCUCACAGGACCAGCGCAGUUUUCAUAUUUUGUUACCUGCUGACAGAUGUGAAGCUCGUCUUAGAGGAUUCUCAACUUCACCCAGUAUCAGAAGUGACGAUAUUGGAAAGAUCCAGUCAAAACAUUAUCAACUCAUUUACACAUGCAAGGUUUGCUCUACCAGGUCCACGCAGAAGAUCUCCAAGCAGGCUUAUCACAAAGGUGUUGUGAUAGUGACAUGUCCAGGAUGUAAGAACCACCAUAUCAUCGCUGAUAACCUCAACUGGUUCUCUGACCUGGAAGGAAAGAGAAACAUCGAGGAAAUCCUUGCUGCCAAAGGAGAGACUGUGAAGAGGAUUGAAGGAAGUGCUGCUUUUGAGAUAGUGGUGGAUGAAUCCAAGUCACAAUGUGAGGAAGACACAGAGAAAUCAGACAAUGACCCAGAAAAACAAUAAUGCUGUGUUUAUACUGUAUAUGUAUAUUGUAUAUUUAAUUCCAUAAUAAACAAAAAUCUUUUUUUAUUA